This is a messenger RNA of Labrus bergylta (ballan wrasse), 1087 nucleotides long. RefSeq names its product PET100 cytochrome c oxidase chaperone (gene pet100). The record is from RefSeq and is a predicted model, not a curated record. Lineage: Eukaryota; Metazoa; Chordata; Actinopteri; Labriformes; Labridae. Gene Ontology annotation, cellular component: mitochondrion; mitochondrial inner membrane. Gene Ontology annotation, biological process: mitochondrial respiratory chain complex IV assembly.
UCCCGGAAGUAAUUUGAAGGUCUUUUGCGAUGGUUGGAUUUUAGAUAACUGAAGCAAGCCUACAGUCGAUGUGAAAAUGGGUGUUAAAAUAGAGGUGUUUAGAAUGAUGCUGUAUCUAUCCUUUCCUGUGGCUAUGUUCUGGGUCUCAAAUCAAGCAGAGUACUUUGAAGAGUACAUAGUAAAGAGAAAGAGGGAGAUCUUCCCACCUGACGAGAAAAUGCAUAGGAAAGAGUUGGAAGACUUCAAAGAGCGGAUGCGUGUUCGGAAGGAACAGAGAAUAUUAAAAGAGAUUGCUGUGGAAACAGAGAACUGAGGAUUAUUUUUGGGAAAAAAGCACAUCCUCUCUGAGCACCAACAAAGGACUAUCAACGUCUUCAUGAGCAGAAGAAAACCAAAUGGACUGGUCGGAAAUUUGUGCAUUUAAAAUCUCUAAGAAGUUAGCACAUCCCAAAGUUGUGCUGGGCACUUUCCAGGGAUUCAUUUUGCCAAUUGAUAUGUGUAUUAUUUUGUUGAAUUGAAUGUGUGACUUUUUCACAAGAGACAUUUCAAAUAUAUUAUGUUUGAGCUGUUGUCAUUGCUGUGUCAUAAGAUAAUUACUGAGUUAUACUGUAUAUGCAGGAUAAUUUAUUGUAAAUAUCCUAAUCUAAUGUAUUUUGUGAGGUGCAUUGCCUACAAAGUGCAAUUACAUCCUUGGAUUUUCUGUCAUGUGAAGUGUUUUACAACAUAGUAUCAUUUUGGAUAUAGGCUUUUUUGAGCCUGGACAAGAGAAAUAUGCCUUAAUACCAAUGUGUAAAACAAAGUCAUAAACUGAUUUGAAGCAAGCUCAAAUGUAGGCUCACAGAGGCUCAUGUGUUAGCAGUUAUUGCCUUUAGGCCAUGUUAUACACCUGGGUAGCUCUAUCUUUUAAUUCAAGUUGUUUUAUUAGUAAAUGCAUUUUCCUAAAGUCCCAGUUAAUUUAACAGACUACAGCACGUUUAUCACGUGAUAUAUGUGUAUAUUUUUUGCAGUCAUUUCAAGGUCCACCUUCACAAGUCUGGUUCCUGUUGCAGAUGAGCAUUUGCACAAUUAAACUAUGUCUUAUAAUGUC